This is a messenger RNA of Eruca vesicaria subsp. sativa (arugula), 1893 nucleotides long. NCBI's taxonomy places the organism in Eukaryota, Viridiplantae, Streptophyta, Magnoliopsida, Brassicales, Brassicaceae. The record is from the annotation of a GenBank genome assembly.
UCGGUCUUUCUCCUCCUCUGGCGAUGGGUGGAACUAAAAAGAAGAAAUGGUUCUCCUUCCACCAACGUUCCUCUUCCGCCACCAUUACAACUAUACCACAACACAAACACGACGAGACUCCACCAGAGUUUCUUUGUCCCAUCACCGGGUUCCUCAUGUCGGAUCCUGUAGUUGUCCCAUCUGGUCAAACCUUCGAACGUCUCUCCGUUCAAGUGUGUCGUAACUUAGGAUAUGUACCGGAUCUCCUCGACGGAACCCGACCCGAUUUCUCCACCGUUAUCCCUAACCUCGCCAUGAAGUCCACCAUUUUCAGCUGGUGUGACAGGAAUAAGGUUGACCAUCCUCGUCCUCCUGACUCUGCCUACGUCGAAAACGUGAUCCGUGCUCGCAUGGAUAAAGAUCCGGCCCAGAGCCGGAUCUUGCCACAUCCAAAUUCUGAACCUGAGAUUCUCCCUCCAGUUGCUGAAAAUUCACCUUCUGAUUACGAUGCUGUGAUGGAGGCUAUACGAGCACGAUCCAAGAACUCACUAUCUCCGUCGCCGACAACAUCACUUGAGUCAGUUACGGUCGGACAGAGUCCACAUCACCCAACAAAAGCCGUUAGUAUGUUCUCUUCUUCCUCCACCACUACUUCAUCAGCAGUUUACGUCGGAGCUGAAAGUCCAACUCCAAAUGCCAUCUCCGAUUACUCUUCUUCUUCUCCGAUGAUGUCGGCGGAAGAAGAAGAGAUCGUCAACAAGCUAAAAGGCGCCGACAUUUUCGACCACGAGCAAGGUCUUAUCCUUCUUAGGAAGAUGACAAGAACAAGCGAAGAUCUUCGUGUUUCCCUCUGUACAGACCGUAUCCUCGCCUUCCUCCGUUCACUUCUCAUUUCACGUUACAACCUCGUUCAGACAAACGCUGCAGCUUCUUUAGUCAACCUCUCGCUUGAGAAGCAGAACAAAGUGAAGAUUGUACGUUCAGGUUUCGUUCCUUUAUUAAUCGACGUGCUUAAGUCAGGAACAACGGAGGCUCAGGAGCAUGUCGCCGGAGCUUUGUUUAGUUUAGCGUUGGAAGAUGAGAAUAAAAUGGUGAUUGGAGUUCUCGGCGCUGUGGAGCCUCUCCUCCAUGCUCUACGUUCUUCAGAGAGUGAAAGAGCGCGUCAAGACGCGGCUCUUGCGUUGUAUCACUUAACGUUGAUUCCGAGUAAUAGGACUAAGUUGGUUAGAGUAGGUGCGGUGGCGACUCUGCUAACGAUGGUUAGGUCCGGUGAGUCCACGAGUAGGAUACUUUUGGUGUUAUGUAACCUUGCGGCUUGUCCUGAUGGGAAAAGUGCAAUGCUGGAAGGUAACGCGGUGGCGAUUCUUGUUGGGAAGCUUAGAGAAAGUGGGGGAGAUGAUUCGGAGGCGGCGCGUGAGAAUUGUGUGGCGGUUUUGUUGAUGCUUUGUCAGGGGAAUAUGAGGUUUAGGGGGUUGGCGAGUGAGGUGGGAGCUGAGGAAGUGUUGAAGGAAGUGGAGGAGAGUGGGAAUGGGAGAGUUAAGGAGAAUGCGGGGAGGAUUCUGCAGGCUAUUAGAGGAGGAGGUGGUGAUGGUGGGGAAAAUGCGGAGGCGCGUGAGUGGAACCGUAUGCUUGAAGCGACUGGGUUGAGUCGGAAUCAGUUUCAUGGAGGACAAAACGGGGGUUUCGCUUGUUCUUCACAGUUCUAGUUUUUUUUUUUUUUUUGAUUAUCUUCACUCUUUUUUUUCUUUAUCCUUUUUGAUAAAAUGUUUUUUUUUUGGUUGAUUGAUAUCAAUCAAUGGGUGUAAUUAAAUUAUCAAUUUGCGUGAAUUGUAAUACGUGAUUAUUGUUUCUCUGUUACUAAAUAAUAGAAGCGAAAUGUCCAAUUGUUUGUAAAGAGAGACUAAUGUUUUUGCA